AUGGCGAACUCUAAUAUAAACGAUACGUCCAUAGAAUUAAUAUCACAAGAUGGACCACUUCCGAUGAAUAUAAUGAUGCAAGAAGGUGUAAAAGCAUUAACAAAAAUAUUAUCAGACCAUUUACAGGAUGGAACUUCUUUUGAAGAUGAUUCAAGAUCGAUGCAAGUAGUAUUCAAAAACAUGCAAGGCGUAAUAAACGAGUCUACAAAUGAUUCUGAAUCUAAAAAGAUAAUAGAAUUAGAAAACGAAGAUAAAUCAGUGAGUACAGAACAGUUUGUAAUAAGGAAUCAGCAGAAUAAGGCAGACAGUGAGGAAUAUGUUUCAGAUCCCGAUUUACACCUGAACGGUGAUGAUGGUGAACUCGUAUUUGACUAUGGAAGCGAAAUAAUAACUGAUAAUCCAGAAGAAUUAGGAGAAAGACUUUCACAAAUGAUAGAGUCCGUAAUACCCAAUGGCUUUCCAAAGGAUAAAGGUGGAAUGUUGCAUGCUGUUUUAAAUGGCGAUGAGUUAAAAAUCACCGAAGAAGAUUCUACAAACACAACAUCAUAUCUUGAUAAUUAUGAUACCCCAAAUAACAUUGAGGGUAAUUACCAAAGAAAUAUAAAUCCCAGUGAACAUUUAGACAAAGUUGAUGCCUCAAUAUCUCAUAUACAUAAAACACAUCAUAAUCAUGGUUACGACAGUUAUAAUAAUCAAUCAUCAAACCGUGUAAAAUAUAAAAACUACAAUUACCAUGAUUAUAAAUAUUAUCCCAUAAAUGAAAAGAAACAAUCAACGCCAGACUUCUCCGUUCUACUGAGCAAUGAAGCACAUUUAUGCAUGUUUUGUGAGUAUUAUAUGGUGUUUGGCGAACCACCUAAAAAUAUGAUAAAAUGGUAUAACAAAAUUCAUGGAUACAAUUGUGUCUCGCCGCAUUCAAAAAAUUAA
Tetrapisispora phaffii CBS 4417 is the source of this 927-nucleotide messenger RNA. RefSeq names its product Ibd2p (gene IBD2). Gene Ontology annotation, biological process: mitotic spindle assembly checkpoint signaling. The transcript has a single exon. Bases 1 to 927 code for a protein of 308 amino acids. The record is from RefSeq and is a predicted model, not a curated record. Lineage: Eukaryota; Fungi; Ascomycota; Saccharomycetes; Saccharomycetales; Saccharomycetaceae.